Molecule: messenger RNA, 1188 nt
Organism: Microthlaspi erraticum
Lineage: Eukaryota; Viridiplantae; Streptophyta; Magnoliopsida; Brassicales; Brassicaceae
Source: the annotation of a GenBank genome assembly
AUGAGCUACACUUUCUUUCUUCUUUUGCUCACUCUCGUCCACUCCACUUUCUCUUCACUAGCUCCAACGGACAAAGCCGCUCUCGAAUCCAUCAGAGACUCUUUAACCGACAUGCCCGGUUCAGCGUUCUUCUCCACUUGGGACUUCACAGCCCCUGACCCUUGUUCCUCCUUCUCAGGCCUCACUUGCACUCCCCUCGGCCGUGUCACCGCCUUAUCUCUCGGCCCUAACCUCUCCGGUUCCCUCUCUCCUUCCCUCUCCAAUCUCACACACUUGACCCAACUCAUUCUCUACCCCGGUUCAGUCACCGGUCCUCUCCCUCCUCGGUUCGAUACUCUCCCUCUCCUCCGAGUCAUUUCCUUAACCAGAAACCGCUUAACCGGUCCUAUACCAGCUUCUUUCUCAUCUCUCUCAAACCUCCACACUCUCGACCUUAGCUAUAACCAGCUCUCAGGAUCUCUCCCUCCUUCUCUCACCACUCUUCCUCGUCUCAAAGUCCUUGUCUUAGCCUCAAACCAUUUCUCCGACAGCUUUAAACCUGUCUCUAGCCCUUUGUUCCAUUUAGACCUAAAGAUGAACGAAAUCUCCGGCGAACUCCCACCAGCUUUCCCCAUCACUCUCCGGUACUUGUCUCUCUCCAGAAACUCAAUGCAAGGCACCAUCAAUGCCUUGGAGCCAUUGACAGAGCUGACAUACAUCGAUCUCAGCGUGAACCAAUUCACCGGCGCAAUCCCUAACUCGCUCUUUGGUCCAGCGAUCUCAUCAAUGUUCCUACAACGAAACAACUUCACAUCCAUCGCCAACGGCACCGCCGUUUCAUUACCUCAGGGCUCCGUCGUUGAUCUGAGCCAUAACUCCAUCUCCGGGGAGCUACCUCCUUCGCUCGUCGGAGCAGAUUCUCUGUUCUUGAACAAUAACCGUUUCACCGGAGAUAUUCCAGAGGAAUACGUCGAGAGCUUAGUCAACGGCACAACGAAAACGCUCUUCUUGCAGCAUAACUACUUGACCAGAUUCCCUUGGAACUCUGGUUUUCAACUGCCAGACUCUGUUUCGCUCUGUUUGUCUUAUAACUGUAUGGAGACGGAUCCUGUCGUCGGUUUGUCCACGUGUCCUAUCGAAGUUGCACCUCUGCUCUCAAGGCCUGCUAUACAAUGUUCUCGCUUUUACAAUCACAGCUCCACUGGUUAA